GUCAGCCUGUGGCUAUUCAUUCAUACAACAAGAACACAAACCAAGCCAUAAUUGUCAUCUCAAAACACUCUUCUAUCCUUCCAUUUCUUGUUCUUCUGAAUGUUUUCAAAUUAUUUUCUCCAAUGAAAUCCAUAGCCAGAAAUCAAAAGGCAAUGCUGCAUUUGCAGCAUAACCCAAUUCUCUUGGUUCUUGCAGUAAUUUUCUUGCUUUCCUCUCAAAUCUGUGCAGAAAAUGGCAUUGAUUUGGAUGAUAUUGAUAGAGAUAUGAAGAACUUAACGUUCGAAAACCCUAGUAUUCGACAAGCCUACAUUGCUUUACAAGCAUGGAAACAGGCCAUUUUAUCUGAUCCUUUCAACUUCACAGCAAACUGGACAGGUCCUGACGUUUGUUCCUAUGGUGGAGUCUUCUGUUCGCCGUCUCCAACGAAUGCCUCCAUGCGAGUUGUGGCUGGGAUUGACCUAAACAACGCAGACAUUGCAGGGUACCUCCCGGAUGAGCUCGGGUUAUUGACAGAUCUGGCCCUUUUCCACAUCAACUCCAAUCGAUUCUGCGGUGUUAUCCCAAAGAGUUUUAAGAAAAUGAAGGUUCUUUUCGAGCUGGAUGUCAGUAACAAUCGCUUCGUAGGGGGAUUUCCUCAAGUGGUUUUGUCAUUGCCUGCACUGAAAUUCUUGGACCUCAGGUUCAAUGAAUUCGAGGGACUUGUCCCAAAUAGGCUUUUCGACAAACCCCUUGACGCCAUUUUCCUGAAUGAUAACAGAUUCCGAUUCCGAAUACCGGAAAAUCUUGGAAAUUCUCCAGUUUCUGUUUUGGUAUUGGCUAACAAUAAUCUUGGGGGUUGCAUUCCAGACAGCAUUGGAAAAAUGGGUAAAACUUUGAAUGAAUUGAUAUUGAUGAAUGAUAAUCUAACUGGCUGUUUGCCUCCAGAGAUUGGAAUGCUGAAGAAAUUGACAGUCUUUGAUGUUAGUUUCAACAAUCUCCAAGGGCCAUUGCCUUCGGGUAUUAGCCGUAUGAAGAGCUUGGAACAGCUAGAUGUGGCACACAACCGCCUCACAGGAGAGGUGGCCGCCACCGUGUGCCGCCUCCCCCAGCUGUUCAACUUUACCUACUCAUUCAAUUACUUCACCAAGGAGGCUCCGGAAUGCACUAAAUUUGGUGGUGGGGCAGUGUCCGAUGGGCAGGAGAAUUGUAUUCCGGGGAAGAGUGAUCAGAGGUCUGCUAAAGAAUGCUCGUCUGAAGCUGCUAAGCCAUUUGAUUGCAGCAAGUCCAAGUGUGGCGGUGGCGGUGGCUUUAGGAUGAAGCCUAAACCAAGGAAGAGGCCACCAGUUCAGACAAAGCCGCCACCUCCCAAGCCAUCUGCUGGGCCAAGGCCUUUCCCCAAGCCUGUUUCGCCACCACCUCCGCCUACUUCAAGGUCUUCACCGUCAAUGAGAUCACACCCUCCACCACCACCAACUCCAUCUCAAAAGCCGACACCGACACCAUCUUAUCAUGCACCACCACCACCGCCUGUACACAAAGUCUUUCCAGGGACUCGCCUUCCACCACCAACUUACCACUCUAGUCCCGCAAAGCAUUCACCUCCACCUCCACCUCCACCACCUCAGCAUAAGAGCUCACCGAAGACGCGCUAUGCAUCACCACCACCACCUCCACCAGUUUAUGAACACGUGACACCAUCACCCCCACCACCCUCACCAUCACCUCCACCUCCUUACACAUAUUCAUCGCCACCAUCACCGUCGCCUUCUCCAUCACCUCCACCGCCAAACAUAUAUUCAUCUCUGCCACCGCCGCCUUCACCAAUUCCUCCGCCUCCUUAUGUAUAUUCAUCUCCGCCGCCCUCACCAUCGCCACCUCCACCUCCACCUCCACCUCCAUACACAUACUCAUCACCACCACCGGCAGUUUAUGAACACGUGACACCAUCACCAUCACCCCCACCACCCUCACCAUCAUCUCCACCUCCAUCGCCACCUCCACCUCCACCUCCUUACACAUAUUCAUCACCGCCACCGCCGCCACCUUCAUCAUCACCUCCACCGCCACCGCCACUGCCACCUCCUUCACCAAUUCCACCGCCUCCUUAUGUGUAUUCAUCUCCACCGCCGCCACCACCACCACCUUCUCCAUCACCUUCACCACCCUACAUAUAUUCAUCGCCACCACCUCCACCAUCCCCUGGAUGCUAUGAAUCAACACCACCUCCAUCACCUUAUGCAUUUUCAUCUCCACCACCAUACACAUAUUCAUCCCCUCCACCACCCUAUUCAUCACCUCCACCACCUUACACGUAUUCAUCCCCGCCACCACCUUCUCCAUCACCUCCGCCACCUUACACAUAUUCAUCACCCCCUCCACCACCCUACAUCUAUUCAUCGUCGCCGCCACCCUCACCACCACUGCCUCCACCAUCCCCUGGAUGCAAUGAAUCAACAUCACCUCCACCUCCACUGCCACUGCCACCGCCACCUUAUGUAUAUUCAUCACCCCCACCACCUUCCCCAUCACCUCCAACAGCGAACACAUAUUCAUCCCCGCCACCACCUUCUCCAUCAACUCCUCCACCAUACACAUAUUCAUCACCACCACCACCUUCUCCAUCUCCACCACCCUACAUAUAUUCAUCACCACCGCCACCUCCGCCAUCACCAUCUCCGCCUCCACCACCAGUGUACGAAAACAUACCACUUCCUCCAAUUGAAGGAAUCUCCUAUUCAUCUCCUCCACCCCCUGUCAUUCCAUACUACUGAAAUGACGCUCAGUUAUAGCCCAUUCUCCUCUCUUAAAUUCCGAAAGGUUGUUCCAUAAAAACAUAAGAGAAUUCUCUUCUGCAGUUAAAGGGAGUGGUUGGGCUUCUGAUGAUAUUUGAUUCCAUUUGGAGGGCUCCUUCUUCAACAAUAACUAGCUUAGUUUUUUUUGUUAAUUAUUAUACAAGUUUUUAUUGUUCAUAAUUGCAACUUAUAUUCUUUACAAAUGUCAUCUUUUAUUAAUAUACAAAAGUUACCCAAGUUUUUUUCUGUUGGUGAAGAUAAAUAUGUAAAUCAGCAAACACU
Olea europaea var. sylvestris is the source of this 3053-nucleotide messenger RNA. RefSeq names its product leucine-rich repeat extensin-like protein 1. The transcript has a single exon. Bases 123 to 2750 code for a protein of 875 amino acids. The record is from RefSeq and is a predicted model, not a curated record. Gene Ontology annotation, molecular function: protein binding. Lineage: Eukaryota; Viridiplantae; Streptophyta; Magnoliopsida; Lamiales; Oleaceae.